Messenger RNA from Chlorella variabilis, 351 nucleotides. RefSeq lists its product as hypothetical. The transcript has 3 exons. Gene Ontology annotation, biological process: Golgi localization; endoplasmic reticulum to Golgi vesicle-mediated transport; retrograde vesicle-mediated transport, Golgi to endoplasmic reticulum. Bases 1 to 351 code for a protein of 116 amino acids. NCBI's taxonomy places the organism in Eukaryota, Viridiplantae, Chlorophyta, Trebouxiophyceae, Chlorellales, Chlorellaceae. The record is from RefSeq and is a predicted model, not a curated record. Gene Ontology annotation, cellular component: COPI vesicle coat; cytosol.
AUGCAGAGCAAGAUCCAGGAGACCAAGGACCUCAUGAAGAAGAAGGCGCAGGAGAUUGAGAAGACCAAGAUAGAGGCGGCCAAGGGCGGCCCCUCCCGCAUGUCGGCCAUCUCCUCCAUGGCGGGAGGCCCCUCCAGCGGCAUGGGCGGCGGCGGGCGCGGCGACAUGGACACGGGCCCAUCGUACCGGCCAGAGCCCUCGGCGGCGGCCUAUGCCGCCAAGGAGCCAGCUCGGGCCACCAAGAAGGGCAUGCAGCUGGGAAAGUCCAAGGGGGCUGGGCGCGACUUCCUAGAGUCGCUCAAGGCAGAAGGGGAGCAGGUGGAGGAUGUGGCCUCGGGCGCGCGGCGCUGA